This is a messenger RNA of Nymphaea colorata (pocket water lily), 720 nucleotides long. Its product is annotated as pyruvate dehydrogenase E1 component subunit beta-1, mitochondrial-like. Gene Ontology annotation, biological process: pyruvate decarboxylation to acetyl-CoA. The record is from RefSeq and is a predicted model, not a curated record. Gene Ontology annotation, molecular function: pyruvate dehydrogenase (acetyl-transferring) activity. NCBI's taxonomy places the organism in Eukaryota, Viridiplantae, Streptophyta, Magnoliopsida, Nymphaeales, Nymphaeaceae.
AUGGCACGAGAAAUAACACAGUUUCGGCUUCAUGUAGAUGUGUUUCCCGUCUUUCGGAUUACAAUUUCUCCUUAUGAUGCUGAGGAUAAUAAGGGCUUACUGAAGGCUGCAAUCAGAUCUGGAUAAGUCGUUGUCUUCCUAGAGAAUGAAAAUCUUUAUGGAGUCUUCGAGGUCAGUGAUUAAGUUCUCUCUCCAGAUUUCGUUGUUCCCAUCGGCAAGGCGAAGGUCAUGAGAGAGGGAAAGCACGUCACCAUUGUGGGAUAUUCCCGAAACGUCAAGUAUUCCCUAGCUGCGGAAGAACUGGCAAAGGAAGGGAUUUCUUGUGAGGUUAUCAACCUGAGGACCAUAAAGCCCUUGGACCGCGACACCAUCGUCAAGAGCGUCAUCAAGACCAGCAGGCUCGUGACUGUUGAGGACGGUUUCCCCCAAAGCGGAAUCGGAGCUUAAAUCGCUGCUGUCAUUCACGAAACUGAAGCCUUUAACUAUUUGGAUGCGCCUAUCGAAAGAGUCUCAGCCAUUGACAUCCCAAUGCCCUACGCUAAAAACUUGGAAGAAGCUGUCGUUCCAAAAGCAGCUACCAUCAUCAAGGCUGUAAGGAAGGCUCUGCAUGGAGUCAACUUUGAUCGCGUAUCUUCCAUUUUGGGAAAAACAGACAGAAAGAGUAUGUAUGUGCUGGCCGAAGUUCAGAAAGAGCUCGCUGAGUUGAUGAAGCUUUCAUGA